Molecule: messenger RNA, 1010 nt
Organism: Haliaeetus leucocephalus (bald eagle)
Lineage: Eukaryota; Metazoa; Chordata; Aves; Accipitriformes; Accipitridae
Product: myeloid protein 1
Exons: 7
Coding region: 1-969 (322 amino acids)
Source: RefSeq, a predicted model, not a curated record
AUGCCAGCUCUCAGUCUGGUCGCUCUGGUCAGCUUGGUGUCCGCUGUUUUCGCCAAGCAGUUGGACGCACAUCCGCCCCAACAACAACACAGACACUGGGCACAAAUCUGCAGCGGGAAUCCCAGCAACAAAAUCCGGGGCUGUGACAGAUAUGGCUGUGGCCAUUUUGGUGCCGACAGGCACAGUGGUAAAGGAAAGCAUGUGGGCGUGGAUGUCAUCUGUGCUGAUGGAGCAAUGGUGUACGCUCCUUUUAGCGGCCAGCUCUCCGGACCCAUUCGAUUCUUUCAUAAUGGAAAUGCCAUCGAUGAUGGAGUCCAAAUCAGGGGAUCAGGUUACUGUGUAAAGCUCGUCUGUAUUCACCCCAUCCGGUACCACGGCCAAAUCCAGAGAGGGCAACACCUCGGGAGAAUGCUGCCAAUGCAAAAAGUAUUUCCUGGCAUUAUCUCUCACAUCCACGUUGAGAACUGCGACCACUCCGAUCCUACUCAUUUACUUACACCUAAUGCACCUGUUGUUCCACCAUUCCCACAACAAGACAGUCACUGGGCAACGGUGUGCUCCGGCAAUCCUACAAAUGAGAUAAGAGGCUGUGAUAAGUAUGGCUGCGGAUACUACGGCGCUCCAAGACGCAACGGUAAAGGAAAGCAUCUGGGUGUGGAUGUCAUCUGUGCUGAUGGAGCAACUGUGUAUGCUCCCUUUUCUGGUGAGCUCUCUGGACCCAUUAAAAUUUUCCACAACGGAAAUGCCAUUGAUGAUGGAGUCCAAAUCAGAGGAUCAGGCUUCUGUGUAAAACUCGUCUGCAUCCAUCCCAUCAGAUACAACGGCAGAAUUUCUAAGGGACAAGUCCUUGGGAGAAUGUUGCCAAUGCAAAGAGUAUUUCCCGGGAUCAUCUCUCAUAUUCAUGUUGAGAACUGCGAUCGCUCAGAUCCUACUAGCAAUCUCGAAAGGGGGAAAGGGCAAAGAGUGUGAAACGGAAAUGUAGUAAAUUCCGAAUAAAUUCAUCUCAGCAU